Messenger RNA from Varanus komodoensis (Komodo dragon), 1316 nucleotides. It is a transcript of the gene FANCL, whose product is annotated as FA complementation group L. Gene Ontology annotation, cellular component: nucleus; Fanconi anaemia nuclear complex. The coding region runs from base 1 to 1122 and encodes 373 amino acids. The transcript has 14 exons. Gene Ontology annotation, molecular function: ubiquitin protein ligase activity. NCBI's taxonomy places the organism in Eukaryota, Metazoa, Chordata, Lepidosauria, Squamata, Varanidae. The record is from RefSeq and is a predicted model, not a curated record. Gene Ontology annotation, biological process: protein monoubiquitination; interstrand cross-link repair.
AUGGCGGCACGGCCCGGGGCGCUGCUGCGCGAGUGCCCGCUGCUGCUCCCGCAGACCCGGGACGGGAGCGUCUACGAGGGCUUCGUCACCGUCCAGGGCAGAGACUUUCACAUACGGAUAUUGUUACCGUCAGAUCUUCAGCUGAAAAAUGCUAGGAUACAGUGUAGCUGGAAACUGAAAAGAUUGCUAAAUGGAUAUCUCAAGAUUCUUAAACAGAGGUUGCAGCAUUCUUCGGAUCUUGUCAGUUUCAUGGUGGAGUUAAAGACUGUUCUGGAAGUUGCUUUGAAAAAUACAGCGGAACUGCAUGUGCCACCACCUCCGCAAUAUUAUUCUGGCCUUAUCAAAGAUAUAGAAACUUUGGGAUGGAAUAAGGUUGAGUUUGUAGAUCCUGCAUUUAGUAUCAUCAGGUUAAAAGCAGAAGAUUCUUGUAGUCGGAAUCAUCUAAUUACCUUGAAGUUAAAUCCAAAGUAUCCCACAGAACCACCAGAAUGUCUUGUGGACUUGCCAGUGCAGUUCUCUGCCUCCUGGAAUCCAGAGAGCUCCUUAUUAAGCAUUCACAGUCAGUUCUUGGCAGCAUUAGAAUCAUUGAAGGAAUUUUGGAAUGCUCUAGAUGAAAUUGAUGAGAAGACCUGGGUACUUGAGCCAGAAAAACCCACACGGAGCGCCACAAUGCGAAGAAUUGCCAUUGGAAACAACGUUUCAGUUAAUAUAGAGGUAGAUCCCAGACAUCCGACCAUGCUUCCCGAGUGUUACUUUCUUGGAGCUGACCAUGUGGUAAAUCCUUUGAAAAUCAAGCUGAACAGUAACAUACACCUAUGGGAUCCAGAAAUUAGUUUGUUACAAAAUUUGAAAGAAGUUUUAGAAAUUGAUUUUCCAUCUCGAGAAGCUCUUCAAAAAUCUGACUUCUCUAUGGAUUGUGGGAUCUGCUACGCUUACCGCCUUGACGGGGCCAUUCCGAACCAAGUCUGUGAUGACGCCCGCUGCGGUCAGCCUUUCCAUGAAGCUUGUUUAUAUGAGUGGCUCCGUGGACUCCCUUCUAGUCGACAAAGUUUUAAUGUCAUCUUUGGCGAAUGUCCGUAUUGUAACAAGCAAAUCACAUUGAAGCUGUCGAAGAAAGUCUGAAAUGGAAUUUCAGGAGAAAUGUAUCUACAUACAUCUGCAAUCUAGAAACAUACAUUGAAGGACCUUUUAAAGGAAAUACAGAGAAAGCAAUAUUAAGAGGAAGAGGACUGCAAUAGCCAAAAUAUAUUGGUACAGUUCUUGACGCAGUACAAGCUGAGAAGUGCCGCAUACAGAAGAACUAGUCAAAGCUUGAA